AUGGGCUUGGUGGACUAUUCGGACAGCGAAAGCGAACCCGAGGCAACUACGAAGGAGACCACAGCAUCGAAGAACGAAGCGACUAGGAAGGCUGCAUUCCAGAAAGCAGCGCCAGGAAAGAUCGCUGUAGCAUUACCAUCGCUCCACCCAGAGCCUGGCCAGAAGGGUGAUAGUGGCGCCGACGGGCCACCAGCGAAGCGUGCUCGCACAGGUGGUGCAUUCAGUGGCUUCAACAGUUUCCUACCAGCGCCAAAGCGUGCGGCCGCACCAAAGGCAGGCAUCAGUCUGAAGACCAGCAGUGAGGCUGCCUUUAGUCGCACCCCAGUGCCCACGCCGGCGGCUGAUGAGGGUGAUGAUGCGAUCGUGGCGUCAGCGUCCAUCACAGAGAAGAGCGAGCCACCGCCAGAGCCCAAGCUGGUGGGCAAGGCAACACGAUUUCUGCCUCUGAGCGUGUCGAACAAGAAAAAGAAGAAGCCUCUAAGCAAACCUCCGCCAGUACAUGAGCGGAGUAAUAGCACAGAGAAUGGGAAACACUCAGACAUGGCGAAGGGCGUGAUAGAGAAAGCGGCAGUGGAAGCAGAACCAGCGCCGAAACCGAAGCGAUCACUCUUCUCCGUGCAGCAAGAGGACGAAGCGCAGCCCAUACAAUCAGAAUCGCCGUACGAGCCCAUGAUAGCACAGGAAGGGAGGGCAUACCUACCGGAAGAGGUAGAGCAAGCAGCACGGCCUGCGUCUUCGGUGGAUCCAAACUCGCUCGAAGCCGUUGCACAGGAUAUGAACCUCACACCUGCUCAGCGACGGCAGUUAUUUGGCAGGAACGGGAAGGGCGCAAAUGUGACGCACUUCAACAUGGACUCUGAGUAUGCCCACAAUGAGGAACUGCGACAGGCUGGCGAAGUCGUGGAACAUCGUGCUGUCAAGGCUAUUGCGCCUGGCAAGCACAGUUUACAGCAGUUGGUCAAUAAUGCGAGGAGCCAAAAGGAUGCUCUCGACGACAAGUUCGCUGAGGGCAAAGCCAAUCGCAGUGCAGGAGGUGCAAAGUAUGGAUGGAGUAGUUAG
This is a messenger RNA of Fulvia fulva, 1059 nucleotides long. RefSeq lists its product as uncharacterized. The transcript has a single exon. Gene Ontology annotation, cellular component: nucleus. NCBI's taxonomy places the organism in Eukaryota, Fungi, Ascomycota, Dothideomycetes, Mycosphaerellales, Mycosphaerellaceae. The record is from RefSeq and is a predicted model, not a curated record. Bases 1 to 1059 code for a protein of 352 amino acids.